AUGACUAAGUCAUCGUUUGGGAAGCGUCACAAUAAGACGCACACAUUAUGCCGCUGCUGUGGCUCUAAGGCCUCCCACCUUCAGAAGUCAACUUCAACCCAUGGCAAAUGCGGCUACCCUGCCAAGCGCAAGAGAAAAUAUAACUGGAGUGCCAAGGCCACUGGGACUAGUCGAAUGAGGCACCUAAAAACUGUAUACCGCAGAUUCAGGCGUGGAUUCUGUGAAGGAUUAACAUCCAAACCCAAAAGGGCAGCUGUUGCGGCAUCCAGUUCAUCUUAA
Messenger RNA from Tupaia belangeri chinensis (Chinese tree shrew), 279 nucleotides. RefSeq names its product 60S ribosomal protein L37-like. Gene Ontology annotation, molecular function: structural constituent of ribosome; RNA binding. Lineage: Eukaryota; Metazoa; Chordata; Mammalia; Scandentia; Tupaiidae. Bases 1 to 279 code for a protein of 92 amino acids. Gene Ontology annotation, biological process: translation. The transcript has 2 exons. The record is from RefSeq and is a predicted model, not a curated record. Gene Ontology annotation, cellular component: ribosome; cytosolic large ribosomal subunit.